CAAAAACAACUGUCAAGUCACAAAAACGAUGUCAAAACAAAAGUUGAUCUAAAACACCGUUUUGUAUAAUUAAUUUUUGGUAGUAUUACUACUUAGAAUCUAAAAAGUAUUCUUAUAUUCUAAAACGAAAAAGUAAUCACAAUGGCUGCUAUCCUGGGUGGCGGGCUUUCCGGCCUUGCUACAGGUUACUAUCUGAUAAAAAACAAUGUUAUGAAUAACAAUAAUUUAAAGUUGUAUCUAUUUGAAGCUACGAGUUCUUGUGGUGGAUGGAUCAAAACUAUAAAGACCAAAGACUAUACAUUUGAACAGGGGCCCAGGACUAUCCGACCAAAAGGUGUUACAGGACUUAACACUCUAAAUAUGAUUCAAGAUUUAGGAUUGAGUCAACACAUAUCACCUAUAAGACCCGACCAUCCUGCAGCGAAAAAUAGAUUGAUAUAUGUCAAUGACGCUCUUCAUGUACUGCCAUCCAGUUUCAAAAGUGUUUUUAAGAAAAAUGAACCUUUUUCCAAGCCAUUAAUUUUUGCGCUUUUUAAUGACAUUAUAAAACCUCAGGCACAGUUAAAAGAUGACUCUAUUUACAACUUUGUUGAAAGAAGAUUUGGAAAAGAGAUAGCUGAUUAUGCUAUUUCACCAAUGAUAUGUGGUAUAUGCGCUGGAGAUGCCAAAGAAAUAUCUGUGAAAUUCCUCAUGAAAACUUUAUUUGAGUGGGAACAAAACCAUGGUGGAGUCUUAAAAGGACUCAUGCGAUCGAUGUUUAAAUCCAAAAAUAAAGAAAACUUGCAGUUGCCUCUGAGUGAUCUGGCAAAGAAGGCACAAGAAGAAAACUGGAAUGUAUACACAAUUAAAGGUGGUCUAGAAACCUUCCCAAACACUUUGUUCAGUUACCUCAAAGAGAAUGAUGUGAGCAUAAAUAUGGACACUAGGGUGGAAGAGAUCAAGUUCAUUGACACGGGUGCAGUUUUUCUAAAACUUAAAACUGGCCAAUUGAUUAAGGCAAACCAUGUGUAUGCUGGAGUCCCGGCAUACACUCUAGCAAGAUUGGUAUACAAACAACAUCCAUACUUAUCAACACUUUUGAGUGAAAUUCCAUUUGUGACAGUUGGUAUAGUUAAUUUAUAUUUCAGAGGUGAUAAAUCUCUGUUAGCUCCAGCAUUUGGAUUUCUUGUUCCUCCAAUUGAAAACUCACCAAUUCUUGGAGUUGUGUUUGAUUCAUGUUGUCUACCAGAUCAGAAUGGAACUGUCCUCACAGUCAUGAUGGGUGGAAGAUGGUUCCAACAAAAAUUUGGAGAUGAUCCUUCUGAAGCUAACUUGCUGCAAGUGGCUUUGCAGGAAAUUGAUAGAAUCUUGCAUAUAAAAGAUGAACCAGCUUCAUACAAUGUGAAUAUUUUGGAAGAGUGCAUACCUCAAUAUGUUGUUGGUCACUAUGAGAGGGUUGAAAAAAUUCGAAAGUACAUCACAGAUGAGAAUUUGCCCAUGUCAUUAGUGGGUUGUAGCUAUGAUGGUGUUGGUAUAAAUGAUGUUAUUUAUUCGGCUAAGACUCAAGUUGAAGAAGACCUUCCAGACUUUAAAAAGAAUAUAGAUUUGAAUAUGACUGUGGAUAAACCUUGAUAAUGGACAGCAGUUUACAAUAUUGUGGAUAUUAGUAUGGUAAUGGGGCUUGGGACUCAAUCACUUGAUCAUGUAAUUUUUUUGGUGUAGAAAUGUAAAGGAUUAUUAACCUUGCAUGUUGCAUUAAUAUUGUGGUACUUAUUAAUGUUUUCCUAACUGCAAGCUGUUAGUGUUAUCAAAUAAGCAUACAAAUUUAAAAAUCUUAUACUUAUGUACUUCCUGGAUGUGAUUAUAGAAGUUAUUCCAUCAACUAACAGAAGCUCUAUAUUUUGCAUGCAAAUGCCAUAUUUCUUAAGUGGGAAAAUAAAUUAACACUCCAGUAAUAUUUAUCUGAUUUAUUUGAUAUAUUUUUUUAUUAUAAAAAGAAAAAAAUGAGAAUGUGGAUG
Pectinophora gossypiella (pink bollworm) is the source of this 1997-nucleotide messenger RNA. It is a transcript of the gene Ppox, whose product is annotated as protoporphyrinogen oxidase-like. The record is from RefSeq and is a predicted model, not a curated record. Gene Ontology annotation, molecular function: protoporphyrinogen oxidase activity, oxygen as acceptor. NCBI's taxonomy places the organism in Eukaryota, Metazoa, Arthropoda, Insecta, Lepidoptera, Gelechiidae. Gene Ontology annotation, biological process: heme biosynthetic process. The coding region runs from base 142 to 1611 and encodes 489 amino acids. The transcript has a single exon. Gene Ontology annotation, cellular component: mitochondrial inner membrane.